AUGACACCAAACGACUUUAGUAGAGCUUUGCGCUGUGUACGAGCGUGGAUUGACUUCUACCUCAUGGCACAGUAUACAACUCAUACAAAGGAGACUCUAAAGUAUCUGCAAAGGUAUCUCGAAAAGUUCCACAAGUAUAAAGAUAUAUUUCUCGAAUUCCAGGCCUAUAAACAAACGAGUAAGGACGCUAAGGAUCGAACAAAAGCACUGCAAGGCUCCGGAAGCCUUGAAAGAGGCCUAGAAGAGCUUCAAGAGAUUCGGGAGGAGUCCCAUUUUAAUUUCAUUAAGAUGCAUCUACUAUCACACUUUAGAGAGUAUGUGGAGGGAUUCGGAAAUAUACCCAUGCCAGUGUUUUCAAUAGAUGUUAGUGAGUUGGCUCAUCGGCAGCAAACUAAGAUCGCCUACGCUGAUUCGAAUAAGGUAAAUGCCAUGAUCCAGAUUCUUGAUUACCACUCAAAGUGUAUGGUGAUGGAGAUGAGAGUGUUGAAUUUGAAAGAUAUUGUUUUCUCCCUGAUCGAGCAUUAUGAGGGCCUGCUGAGCUAUCGACAAAGCUUGAGAAACAUAUUGAAGAUUUUCAAAAAUGAAGACCAACAAAGAGGAGGCAGUGAGUGA
Messenger RNA from Morchella importuna, 612 nucleotides. RefSeq lists its product as uncharacterized. The transcript has a single exon. Bases 1 to 612 code for a protein of 203 amino acids. NCBI's taxonomy places the organism in Eukaryota, Fungi, Ascomycota, Pezizomycetes, Pezizales, Morchellaceae. The record is from RefSeq and is a predicted model, not a curated record.